Felis catus (domestic cat) is the source of this 3409-nucleotide messenger RNA. RefSeq names its product solute carrier family 6 member 12 (gene SLC6A12). Lineage: Eukaryota; Metazoa; Chordata; Mammalia; Carnivora; Felidae. Bases 784 to 2628 code for a protein of 614 amino acids. The transcript is spliced from 17 exons. The record is from RefSeq and is a predicted model, not a curated record. Gene Ontology annotation, biological process: sodium ion transmembrane transport; neurotransmitter transport. Gene Ontology annotation, cellular component: plasma membrane. Gene Ontology annotation, molecular function: gamma-aminobutyric acid:sodium:chloride symporter activity.
GAGGUGCCUCAGAGGGGCUGGAGGGCUGAGUCCCAGGUGGCAAAGCUUUGCAGAAGUGUGUGUGUCUGUGGUACAAAAACCUGGGACCGGAGGAAAGUCUGAUGCUUGGGACUCUUAGGACAAGGGGCAUCACCCCAGCUUCCCCAAACCAUGCUCAGGGACCAUCCUGGGAAAGUACAGAGAUCGGGGGCUGGCCCCAGACAAGCGGGGAAAGAGGGGUGGUCACCUGACUGACAGGGAGGGGAAGCAGACAGUGCCCAGCAAUGUGGGAAGGGAGAGCAGACAGGAGAAAGCUUGGGCAUUCCUGAGGGCCCAUGACCUGCAAUUAGCCACGCAGAUGAGGGGUUUCUGCCCUCCCCCACAGGUGGGGCAGGGCAAGCAGGGAGCCAACUGUCUCCCAGAAGGAGGAAGCAGCCUCAGCUCGGGGAGCCGGGGAGGCAUGAGCAUGCUUGUGCCAGGGAAGGGCAACGAGGGAGCCGCCGGGAGGUGCAGGCGGCCACCAGCUGAAGCGAGCAGCCCACAGGGUGUGAAGGACUAGACGGAGUCAGGUUUUGGUGCCAUGCACACAGGGAGACUUAAAGCCCAGAGAGGAGGUGUGAUUUGCCUAAGGUCACACAGCAAGUUAGAGACUCAGCUCCACCGCUUAGUGUAUUGAGCCUUGGAGAAGCACGGAGCACUUGGUAGCUUCUGGUCACUUUGAUUCCCCCAGCGCCCCUGGAGGCGCGCCUGUCUCCCCAUCCUGCCCGCUCCCGGCUCGGCGGCCCCCCCAUCUACCCCGUGGCUAUGGACAGAAAAAUGGAAGUCCCCGAGGACGGGCCUCCUGUGGUCUCCUGGCUCCCUGAGGAGGGAGAGAAGCUGGACCAGGAAGGCGAGGACCAGGUGAAGGAUCGGGGCCAAUGGACCAACAAGAUGGAGUUUGUGCUGUCAGUGGCCGGGGAGAUCAUUGGGCUGGGCAAUGUCUGGAGGUUUCCCUAUCUCUGCUACAAAAAUGGAGGUGGAGCCUUCUUCAUCCCCUAUUUCAUCUUCUUCUUCACCUGUGGCAUCCCAGUGUUCUUCUUGGAGGUGGCGUUGGGCCAGUACACCAGCCAAGGGAGCGUGACAGCCUGGAGGAAGAUCUGCCCCCUUCUCCAGGGCAUUGGUCUGGCGUCGGUGGUCAUUGAGUCCUACCUGAACAUCUACUACAUCAUCAUCCUCGCCUGGGCUCUCUUCUACCUGUUCAGCUCGUUUACCUCUGAGCUGCCCUGGACAACCUGUACCAAUACCUGGAACACAGAGCAUUGCGUGGACUUUAUGAACCAUUCAGGAGCCCGCACAGUGACCCCGUCUGAGAACUUCACUUCACCUGUCAUGGAAUUCUGGGAGAGACGUGUUUUGGGCAUCACCUCAGGCAUCCAUGACCUGGGGGCCCUGCGUUGGGAGCUGGCCCUGUGCCUCCUGCUUGCCUGGGUCAUCUGCUACUUCUGCAUCUGGAAAGGGGUCAAGUCCACUGGCAAGGUUGUUUAUUUCACAGCCACAUUUCCCUACCUGAUGCUGAUCAUCCUACUGAUCCGAGGCAUCACCCUUCCGGGAGCCUACGAGGGUGUCAUCUAUUACCUGAAGCCAGAUUUGCUUCGCCUCAAGGACCCCCAGGUGUGGAUGGAUGCGGGCACCCAGAUCUUCUUCUCCUUCGCCAUCUGCCAGGGGUGCCUGACAGCCCUGGGCAGCUACAACAAGUACCACAACAACUGCUACAGGGACUGCAUCGCCCUCUGCUUCCUCAACAGCGCCACCAGCUUCGCGGCCGGGUUCGUGGUCUUCUCCAUCCUGGGCUUCAUGGCCCAGGAGCAGGGGAUGCCCAUCUCUGAAGUGGCCGAGUCUGGUCCUGGUCUAGCCUUCAUCGCGUUCCCCAAGGCGGUGACUAUGAUGCCCUUAUCCCAGCUGUGGUCCUGCCUUUUCUUCAUCAUGCUCAUCUUCCUAGGGCUGGACAGCCAGUUUGUCUGUGUGGAGUGCCUGGUGACAGCCUCUGUGGACAUGUUCCCUGGUCAGCUCCGGAAGAGUGGGAGGCGAGAACUUCUCAUUCUCACCAUUGCCAUCGUGUGCUACCUGCUAGGGCUCUUCCUGGUCACGGAGGGCGGGAUGUAUAUCUUCCAGCUGUUUGAUUAUUACGCUUCCAGUGGCAUAUGCCUGCUCUUCUUGGCAGUGUUUGAAGUGAUCUGCAUCAGCUGGGUGUAUGGAGCAGAUCGGUUCUAUGACAACGUUGAAGACAUGAUUGGCUACCGGCCAUGGCCCUUGGUGAAGAUCUCCUGGCUCUUUCUGACCCCUGGACUUUGCCUGGCCACUUUCCUCUUCUCCUUGAGCAAGUACACACCUCUCAAAUACAACAACAUCUAUGUGUACCCUCCUUGGGGCUACUCCAUCGGCUGGUUCUUGGCUCUGUCCUCCAUGGUCUGCGUCCCUCUGUUCAUCAUCAUCACCCUUCUGAAGACCCAGGGUUCCUUCAAGAAGCGCCUGCAACAGCUCACCACCCCCGACCCCAGCCUCCCGCAGCCCAAGCAACACCUGUGUCUGGACCGUGGUACCAGCCAGGACUGUGGGCCUUCUCCAACAAAGGAAGGACUAAUCAUUGGGGAGAAGGAGACCCACUUGUAGGACGUGGCCAGCAGCCAAGUGGCCAUUGAGCCAGGAACCUCUGUCAGGGCCACUACAGCAAACAGCCUUUGCCUCUGUCCCUUACCACAGUCCUGCUGAGCACCUCUGUGAUGUUCAUGGGUGCCCCCGGCCAGAGGCCACGCUGCUCUCUCCUCAGCGAGGACAGCUCCUUCUGGUGGGUUAGAGGCGGUCCCACUGCACCACGCCAUACUGUUGGAACACACCUUCUUAUUUAUAAAGGAGGGUGGUCUUUUUUGAGUCCACCAUCUGAUUCUAACAUAUUACACUGUGUGGAACUCCCACUGUAGGGAUGUUCCUGUAUCUGGGGAUGUUACAGCUUACUAUAUUUGUGCAUUGGGAGGGUAGCACUGAUGGGAAUAUGUAUCAUGCUUUGGCUUGGAGAGCCCAAUGGAACACACCAUGUUGGAAGUGACAACGAACACACUAUUGGAUUCUGACAUUCCAUUAGAGGGGUGCUUCAUUAGGCUUAGUGUUCUGGAGUCAGUCCAUGGGGAAGAAACUAGAGAAACAGCCAAGAGGCAAGCCUUCACAAGCCAUCAUUGUCUUAAGGUGUCCCUAGCUGCAGCCCUAGUUCCACAUGCUUCCUGCAAUGUUGUCCUCAACUCAUGGAGCAUUGGAAUGGAAAGAACUUAGAGAUGAUCCCUAGACUGUGCAAAUGCAUGGUGAGGGUGUCUGUACUUUCCUAUGCCUGCAACAGACAUUGCUGAUUGAAUCUUUCCCACCUCACAGUCCUUUCAAAUACAGUGCUCCAGGUGCUCCA